Cylicocyclus nassatus is the source of this 900-nucleotide messenger RNA. Lineage: Eukaryota; Metazoa; Nematoda; Chromadorea; Rhabditida; Strongylidae. The record is from the annotation of a GenBank genome assembly.
AUACAGGAGUAUGAGUAUCGGUCGACUUCGGCCUCUGCAGCGGCUUUUUCAAGCGCGAUGUUUCGCUUCGGACAACUCGGAUUCUCGCAGAGGGGACACCGGUGCCCUUGAUAGUUUUCAUAUGACUCCGCUUGGAGAUUCAGAUGUACCACAACGAAGUAGAAUAAGCUUUCUAUCGACAGAAAUGACGGAAGCCAAACAAGUCGGAGUGCGAGGGCUCUCAUGCUAUGGAUUUCGCCUGCUGGAUGGCACUUUCUUAUAUGGACCAGUGGCGCUGUUUCCAAAAUCUGUUUUGUCUUGGCGUGUACACACACCCGCGGACAUCACUCCUCGUUCUCUCAGUCUGUUCGCAAUGCUGGAACCAAAGAUUGACAUCCUCGUUAUUGGAGCUGGUGAUAAGAAAAAUAUUGACAAAGUGCGGUCACAAGUCGUUGGAUUCCUUCGUGAGCAUCAUAUCGGCCUUGAAAUUUCAGACACUGAAGAUGCUAUUGCUACAUUUAACUUCCUGAAUGCCGAAGGUCGCUAUGUUGCAGCUGCAUUGUAUCCUCCUGAUGAUAUGGUUGUAACAGAUGCCGAAUAUGGCAGAGUGAUGAAUCUGCUGAAGGGUUGGGACACACUCGAUGAGCAUCCUCUACUCAUGGGGUUGAACGACUCUAUCAAUCAAACCGAAGAUCUCGUCAAAAAGCUAUGGAGCGGCAAAGGUGACUACAAGGCCGUUCGCGAUAGGAUCCUCGCUUCUCCUGAAGAACGUGAAGCUAUGUAUCUUGAAGCUGUCGAGAAGAAGAAACAGAAGAAAUUACUGGGCAAGCCUGAGAAAAAUAAGUCUGAGGACAAGGACAAGUGAUUUGAUUGCAUGUAAAUAUUUUUGAAAUGCAUAAAUAUGUAGAAUAGGGACGAAAC